Scophthalmus maximus (turbot) is the source of this 1871-nucleotide messenger RNA. RefSeq names its product mitochondrial ribosomal protein S5 (gene mrps5). Gene Ontology annotation, biological process: translation. Lineage: Eukaryota; Metazoa; Chordata; Actinopteri; Pleuronectiformes; Scophthalmidae. Gene Ontology annotation, cellular component: ribosome. The coding region runs from base 233 to 1444 and encodes 403 amino acids. The transcript is spliced from 13 exons. The record is from RefSeq and is a predicted model, not a curated record. Gene Ontology annotation, molecular function: structural constituent of ribosome; RNA binding.
UGACCGAACGGUCCCGCGCCGGGACACGGAGGGAGAGUUUGGGGGCGAGACGUGGAUAUAAACUGGUUCCGGUAAUGUUGAACGGACUGAACCCACCACGCGUUGUCGGGCGGAUUGACACAAGGCCCGGCGACAUCGGGACGGUCUGUCGGUCUGGCCUCUUCCGCGGUCGUCGCUUCCCGCGCAGCUGAGACGCCUUGUUGUCCUCUGAAGGACCCCUCUCAUAUCCAACAUGGCGGCGGCCGUGCGGGUGUGCUGUGCCCUCCGCGUCACAGUCGGAGGUGGAGCACCGCUCCUCCGUACCAUCGUGGGAGCGGCUCACUUUUCCCAGCUGGCGAGUCGAGCGUCGGUCCAGAGGAACCCUGCGCUGCCCCCGUCCCCCGCCUCGGCCUGGCAGCAGACCAGGCACGGCAGCUUCUUCAACAAGUUGACGGCCGACGAGCUGUGGCGAGGCGUGCUGGCGGAGACAGGCGCCGGUGGCCGGAAGGGCCGAGGGAAGCGAACCAAGCGCAAAACGAAGAAGGACCUGAACCGAGGACAGUCCAUCGGAGAAGGUCGAGGAGGUUUCCUGUGGCCCGGUCUGAACACAAUGGUGGCGAGGGACGGCGUCCGGCAGGGCAUUAGUCAGAGAGGCGAUAGUGAGCAGCAGGAGGUGCAGGCCGAGUUCGAGCGUCAGAGGGACGAGUGGGACCGGUGGAGGAAGAUGAAGGUGAAGAGGGAGAGAGGAUGGACGGGACGAUCCUGGGGGGGCAUCAGCCUGGGCCCCCCUGACCCUGGACCCAAUGGAGAAACCUACCAGGACUUUGACUCUCGUGUCAUCGAGUUGAAGACUGUGUUCAACAUGACGGCCAAGGAGGGCAGGAAGCGGUCGAUCAGCUGUCUGGUCGCCGUGGGCAACGGGAAAGGAGCCGCAGGCUUCGCGUUGGGUAAAGCAACAGAUAGAAAAACGGCCAUGAGGAAGGCCAAGAACAGAGCCAUCCACUACUUGUACUAUAUUCAUCAAUACAACAACCACACCAUUUAUCACGACAUUGAUUCCAAGUACAAGAAGACGACGCUGCGCAUGAAGAAGCAAAACGAAGGUUAUGGUCUGCGCUGCCACCGGGCCGUCAUCACCAUGUGCAAGCUGAUCGGCAUCCAGGACCUGUACUGCAAAGUGGAGGGAUCCAUCAAUUACCUCCACAUCACCAGGGCGCUCUUCAAUGGCCUGGCCAAUCAGGAAACCCACCACAAUCUGGCGGAGAAGAAGAAGCUCCACGUGGUGGAGUUCCAGUCGCAGCGAGGCCCGCUGCCCCUGGUGGUGGCAACUCCCAGCGGCGGCGUCCGACCGGACCCGGAGUCCGAGGACGACAUCCUCAACACCCGGCUGCACUGGGACGACGUGCGGGCGGCGCAGGGAACCAAGCGCUCGAUCUGGGCAGGAGUCAAACGCACCAUCUGGUAGGAGGCGGGGAGCGGCGUGACGAUCGGACUGACAGAGACCAGAGGCGUCUUGAGGGAAGGUCUGGUUUUGACUUUAUCUGUGGAACAAGAACUUGUCUUUUUGUUUUUCCCGAAGCAGAAUGUUCCGUUGUUUAGUUUUCCUGAUUGUGUUGUCGGCCAAGGACGUUACACGUUAGUCAAACUGAAGACUUCUCCCGAAUCCUCCAGAUGCACCUCACGAAGAUCAAUAUUCACACUCGGUGAAAUAUUAAUGCCCUAGAUAUACAAUGUUUCCUUUAUAAGUGUAAAAAAAAAUUGUUGGAUUCUUUCUGAAAUACAAUAUGAAUAAAGCAUGAAUCUGUAAAAAAAACAAACGACAACUUGCGUUUCUGUUUCUGAAGCAAUAAUGCACAUUUCAUCUGUAAAAUAAUAAAUUGACAGAGAACCUG